GUUUCCUGCCGUGCCUGAGCGAAUCUGACCCACCUCCUCUGUAUAUGGUGGUUCAGCCCUCUGGCAACCUCAACAGCGCGUGGCUACGUUUGGUCGCCUUGCAAGACUCUGCUGGGAGACCAAUUGGGCGACCGUCGCCGUUGAGGCACACCAAUGCAGCGAACGUGGGUUUUCGCGUCCGUCUGCAGAGGAGAAGAUGGCGUCGGAGCAGCAACCCAGGGUACCACGGUCACGGGGGCCGUCGUUUUGGGAAGGCCGUGACCGGUGGCUUUUGGGCCUCUAAUCGAGCAUCUCCAGCGACUGAGACUUGACAGGUCCCUGCUCGGCAGACGCACUUGCAAAGUCAAAAAGAUGGCUAGCUUCGCUGUGCUGUUCUCGUGCUGCGUUGGCGCGCAAAGCUGACUGCACGUAUUGAGCGCACACUCACUACUCGGAGAAGACGUGCAGUCGUCCCGGAAGCUCUCCACUUGCCCACGAACAACAGACUUUCGUCAUGGUCGAGCACGUCGU
Molecule: messenger RNA, 510 nt
Organism: Paraphaeosphaeria sporulosa
Lineage: Eukaryota; Fungi; Ascomycota; Dothideomycetes; Pleosporales; Didymosphaeriaceae
Exons: 1
Coding region: 45-311 (88 amino acids)
Source: RefSeq, a predicted model, not a curated record